Messenger RNA from Cannabis sativa, 2719 nucleotides. Its product is annotated as IAA-alanine resistance protein 1. Gene Ontology annotation, cellular component: membrane. Gene Ontology annotation, biological process: intracellular zinc ion homeostasis; zinc ion transmembrane transport. NCBI's taxonomy places the organism in Eukaryota, Viridiplantae, Streptophyta, Magnoliopsida, Rosales, Cannabaceae. Gene Ontology annotation, molecular function: zinc ion transmembrane transporter activity. The transcript has 11 exons. The record is from RefSeq and is a predicted model, not a curated record. Bases 1202 to 2647 code for a protein of 481 amino acids.
AAUUAUACCAAUAACGGUAUGACACUAAAGAAAAUAUUAUGGAGCAAUGGUACCCUUUAACAAUUCUCUUUCACAAUAGAGUGUGUGUAACAGAGCAUUACUAGAGGUGUGCAUAAAUCGAUCCAAUCCAAUGAGAAUUGACCGAUCCAAUUACAACUGACCGACAAAUAUUGGAUAUCCAAUUGUGAUCGGAUCGGAUUGGAUGUUAUUUUUAAAUAUCUAAUUGAAUCGGAUCGGAUGGUGGAUGAGGUGUUUAAAAAUCCAAUACAUCUAACAUCUAAUCGAACUAAUUAGUAUUUUUAUUUAAUUUGGAUGAGUAAUUAUAUUUUAUAUUGUUAUUAUGAAAAUUAACAUUAAAGUUUUACUCUUUUUUUUUUUGGAUUGGAUGGAUCCAGUUUAAUCCAAUAUAUAUUAGAUCUAAAAUAUUGGAUGGAUCUGAUCCGAUCCAAAAAAUACUAGGUCUAAAAUAUUGGAUAAAUCUAAAUUAAACAAAUAAAUAUAUAUGAAAUACAUCCAAUGAAUAGAACCGACCCAAUCCAACAUCCAAUAGAUAUUAAUCGAUUGGAUGACGGAAAUUAAUUGGAUCAGAUCGGAUGGUAAAAUCUAACAUCCAAUAUAUAAUUAGAUCGGAUCUAGAUAGACCUAAAAAUAUUGGAUGUGAUCCAAUAAAUACUCCUGAGCAUUACUAUUAAGUAAGAGUAUGUCCAACACUUUCUAUAAGUACAACUUGGUAAUUAUUUAGCUAUAUUAUCUAAAAUUAAUUUUUAAGUUAUACUCAUACACCAAAAAUAGAAUGCCAAUAAUAAUUUUCAAGAAUUAUCGUGUGUAAGGAGAAGCAGCAGAAGCAGCGGUCAAAGCGAAAGAGAGUUGAGUAGUACACUAGACACUAGACACUAGUGUACUACUUUCUCUGUCAGACUCAGAUCCACUUUCCUUUCUCUUUUGCUUUUCCCUUCCCUCCUUCCAUUUCCAGAUCAAUAAAAAAAAAUAAAAAAAAAUUGAGUAAUUAAUAUUAAUUAAUUAUAAUUAUAAAUUACAAAUACAAAUUUAAAUAAAAAAAAUGGAUAUAAUAACAUUCGGCGUCAUAAUUGGCAUAAUUGUGCUCUUUCUGGGGAUUGUUUGUUUCAUCACCAUUGAAGGCACUUGCAGACGCUCUUGAUUCACUCUCUAAUCCAAACACUCCCUUCCCUUUCCUCUUCCAAUGCCUUUUUCUAAUUAUACAAAAAUGCUUACUCUGCUCUUUCUCCUUUUCGCUUUCCCUGGUUUGGAUCUGAGUCACGCUUCUCAGGUCUCUCCCUCUAUUGAUGUUCACCGAUGUAGUCACGGACACGACCACCACCACCACCACGGUCACCAUCACAACCAUCACCACCAGAGUUCACUCGAAUCGAAUCUUCUUCCCGAGGAAUUGGCUGAGGAGGAGGAUAUGAAGCUCUACGGGUUUGGUUCUCAUGCUCACGAUCAUGACCAUGACCAUCACCACGAACAUUUCGGAGUUUUACAGCUUACCGGUCCUGGUCUUUGGCUACAUGCGUUGGGAUGCUCUUUUUUGGUGAGCAUGGCUUCCCUUAUUUGCUUAAUUAUCUUGCCAGUAGUGUUUGUUCAAGGGAAACCAUCCAAGACAGUUGUUGAUUCAUUGGCUUUAUUUGGGGCUGGGGCUAUGCUAGGGGAUGCUUUUCUUCAUCAACUACCACAUGCCUUCGGGGGUGGACACUCGCACUCUAAUGAUCACCAUGAAGGUCACGACCAUGAUGAUCAUUCUGGACACUCACAUGCACAUUCACUAGCAGAUCUUUCUGUGGGGCUGUCCAUCCUGGCUGGAAUUGUACUUUUUCUUCUAGUAGAGAAGUUAGUGAGGUAUGUUGAAGAUAAUUCUGGAGGAGCUAAUACAUGGGGUCACACUCACCACCACCAUCACAAGAAAAGUAAGAAAUUGAAGGAUGAUGAUAAAUCUGCUGAUGACAUCCAGUCAAAGUCAUCCACUGGAAAUGAUAAAAUAGCACUGGAAAAAUCAUCUGAAGUUUCAGAUGAAUUACUGCACGAUUCAUUAAAGGAAGAUGCUCAAAAUGGAUCUCAUAUUAGGAAGAGGCGCACUACUGUUGAUGGUGAGGAUGAUAAACAAGAUGUAGAUGCUGCUAAAGUCUCAUCUGCUGAUAUUAAAACUCCGAAAGAAGAAGAUGUUCAAGCACCAAGCAAUCUUGUCUUCGGUUAUCUGAAUCUCUUCUCUGAUGGUGUUCACAAUUUUACUGAUGGAGUAGCUUUAGGAAGUGCGUUCUUGCUUUAUGGUUCAGUUGGUGGAUGGUCUAGAACUCUCUUCUUGCUUGCUCAUGAGAUUCCUCAAGAGGUUGGAGAUUUUGGUAUCUUAGUAAGGUCCGGUUUUAGUGUAUCCAAAGCACUAUUUUUCAACUUUCUUUCAGCCCUAGUUGCACUAGCAGGAACAGCACUGGCUCUGCUGUUGGGACAAGAUCCAGGACAGUCAUCUUUGAUCGAGGGAUUUACAGCCGGUGGAUUCAUCUACAUUGCGGUGGCGGGGGUGCUUGCAGAGAUGAAUAGCAGUAGCAAGCCCACCCUGAAAACUAUAAUAGGGCAUUUGACCUCAUUGAUACUUGGCAUGGGGGUUGCUCUUUGUAUUUCUCUUAUAGAAUGAAAUGUAAAUUUGUAAUGAAUAUUUUUGUACUUUAUUUUAUUUUUAUUUUAUUAGUAGUCAGAAGUUUCUGAA